Tripterygium wilfordii is the source of this 837-nucleotide messenger RNA. Its product is annotated as protein MKS1. The record is from RefSeq and is a predicted model, not a curated record. Gene Ontology annotation, cellular component: nucleus. NCBI's taxonomy places the organism in Eukaryota, Viridiplantae, Streptophyta, Magnoliopsida, Celastrales, Celastraceae. The coding region runs from base 110 to 703 and encodes 197 amino acids. The transcript has a single exon.
CAAUUUGCAAGUCAGUCAAUCAGGUCAAAAGUCAAAUACGUUACCUUUAUUUUCCCCAUCAAUCAAUCCAUCCAUCCAUGAUCCGUCGGGCGUAGCCCCAUUCGUCAUCAUGGACUCUCAAUUUCCCACCAGCGGGAAACCACCACCACCACCACCACCAGAUCGACGGUUACAAAUCCAAGGCCCUCGGCCAUCUCCACUCAAAGUUAACAAAGAUUCCCACAAAAUCAAGAAACCAACAUCAGUUCCACAGCAACAGCUAGUCGAACGCCGGGACCCGGUGAUUAUCUACGCCGUCUCCCCUAAAAUCGUCGAAACCACCGUCGCAAGCUUCAUGACCACAGUCCAGCGCCUAACCGGACUCUCCACGGGCGACUUCUCCGGCGCCGACGGGAGCGUAUCGCCAGCAGCGCGCCUAGCAGCGACGGAGAAGGUCAGCCCGACGGAGAGGGAGAGGGAAAAGGAGAGAAUUAGUGAGGUGAUGGCUAUGGUGGAUGAAUUAGUGGAAGUCUACAAAAGUCCGGGCAUCUUGUCACCAGCUCCGGCCACGCUACCGCCAGUGCCAACUGGGUUAUUCUCGCCGGCAAGUAACACAUAUCAGAAUCCGAUACGGAAUGAAUGGAGCCCUUCGGCAUUGCUUUCAGGUCCGAUAAUUUCCCCAAUUCAUUCACCGGAUCUCUUCAAUCUUUUUUUCGACUUUUAGGUAUUUCCAGGUUUUUUAGUUUUUCUCUCUUUUUUUUGUUAGGUUUUUUUAUAGCUUUCUUGUAAUAUGUUUAUUCGAGUACAUAUGAAUAUUUCAUAUGAAUGAAUGAUUUUGCUUACAUUAUUCAUGCUUUA